ACAGUCUGUGCACACCGUCUGCAUUUGUGACUUCACUGUUAAGUCUUUUAGAAGUUGGCGAGCUUGUAUUGCGUUUAACCACGGUAAUUGGAACUCUUUAUCUCAAACUAGAUGGAGAGAGGACCUCAUUUAAAUUCAGAAGGACAGGAAUUUCCGAGAGAGGAGCAGGAGGAAGACGACAACCUUAACGAAGGAAAUGAUGUCGGAACUGAUCUAAUCGCCGAGCCAAAAGCUCGCUCAGCGGUCCCUCCCUCAUCAGAUGCGUCAUCCAGCGGGGACAGCGUUGAUGAGGAUGUGCCUUAUACUUGCUGCUGUCUGUGGACGCCAAAAUGGGCUCAGCGGUUGGCCUCCCCGCUGUUCUUCCUCCUCGGUGUCUGCUUGGUGGUCUUCGGCGACGCAGUAUCCAUGGGAGUUUUCACCGGCACAAUCACGUCCAUCGAGACCCGCUACGGUCUCACGGCGGCAGACCUCGGUAUCCUGGUCACAGCCUACAGCGCCGGCAACAUGGUGGCCCUGCCGUUCAUGGCGUAUUUCGGCGGGCGUCGUCGUGCCAGCCGGCCCCGGUGGAUCGCCUCGGGGACCGUGGUGAUCGCCGUUGGUACCAUAGUGAAUGCCUUGCCCCAGUUCAUAUUCGGCAAAUACGACGCUGUCCUCUCAAGUGACCAGAUCGACAGCCUCACUUGUACGACUGACAGCGAUACUGACCAUUGCGGUUCUUUCGACACAGUCGGUACAGAAAACAGUGCCGCAUUCUGGAUCAUGGUGUGUGGGUCUGUCGUAAGCGGUGUGGGCUAUGCGGCCAUACCGACCCUCUCCUUGUCUUACAUUGACGACAACUGCAGCACAGCCACCACCGCAAUGUAUGCAGGCAUCAUCGAGAGCAUGUACGGCAUCGGCUCCAUGAUCGGCUUCUUCAUCUGCUCCUUCACCCUGUCGUUCUGGGUAGACUUCUACCGCGUGGAUCCCGACACCGUCCUACCUGCCCAAGACCACCCGGCCUGGGUUGGCGCCUGGUGGUUGGGCUUGAUCUUCUGCAGUCUCUUUUUCGUGCUGAGCUGCCUGCCGCUCCUCGGCUUUCCGAGACGGCUGCCUGCCCGCUUCAAAAAGGAAUGCACUGCCAAAGCGAUUGAUGGGAGACGGACUGGACUCGACGAGGCACAUGACCCCGGGGAAGGCCAAGAAUUGCGUGAAAAAGACAACGCUGAUCCGAUUUGUGAAAGCGGUAACGAAGAGGAAGGGCCGGUUAAGGGUCUUCUGAAAACCUACCUUCGCCUGUUGAGAAACCCCAUAGUAAUGUUUAUUACAGUGGGCAUGGCCUGUCAGAUGCUCCUUGGGUAUGGCUUUGGUACUUUCUUCGCCAAAUAUCUGGAAAGUCAAUUUGAAAUCACCUCGUCGUUAGCCGAUCUCCUCACAGGUGUGGCUCUCGUACCGUCUUACGGUGUGGGCUGGGUUCUUGGCGGAUUCAUCGUCCGUAAGACGCGGAUGGAAUACACAAAGAUGGUCUUCUUUGCCCUGGGAUCAAUCCUCCUUGGAGUGACAAUUUUCAUCUUUUUGUUGUUCUUCGGCUGCGGUAACCCUCAAAUAGCAGGAGUGAACGUGGGAUACCAGAGUCAAAGCUUGCACGAAAUUUCCCUGGUUGCCGACUGCAAUGCAAAUUGUAGCUGUUCGUCGGCUUCUUACCAACCAGUCUGUGACGAAAUCAAUGACGUCAUAUAUUUUUCCCCGUGCCAUGCUGGCUGUAACGACACAACCGGUGACCGUUCGUACAGCAACUGCUCGUGUCUGUCUACUCCGAGCGUCACGGCCGUCGCUGGGCUGUGUGAUUUCCACUGCAAUCGCCUCGCGGCUUUCAUAGGCCUGGAAGUACUUCAGACGAUGGCGUUCACUGUGGCUGGCGUGCCCCAAUUGCUUUUAGUACUCAGGUUCGUGGAUCCUGCGGACAAGACUGCUGCUCUUGGCCUGAAUCGACUUUGUCAGGGUCUUGGUGGUUUGGUAGGACCUUUGAUCUACGCCGCCAUUGUCGACAUGUCGUGUCUCGUGUGGCAAGCUGAGUGCGGGCAGUAUGGUGCCUGCCAGGUCUACGACAUCGAACUUUAUCGCAAACUCUUCAUGGGCGUGUCUCUGAUCAUCGGUGCCCUUGCGGCGACUGUUUUGUGUCCCGCGUAUUUCUUCAUUCGUAGGACCGUUCGCAAACGGGCUGAGGGAGCCUCACCGAGAGGAGAUUUAUACAUCAUACUCAAAGAUGUGAAAAAAGUGGAUGACAGUGAAGAACCUUAAGCAUGAAAGAGCGUCUUGAAAAUCGAAACAGUGACUAAGUGAUCGCCGUGAAAACGGGUCAGUCCUUCGAUAGGAUAAGUUCAAAGCCCAAAAGGGUUUGCCACUUUGGUUGCCGACGAAACUUUAUUAAACCUCUUUAAACUGUAGCCACACCCUCGACGCAGUGGGAGACCCCUGGAGCUGCAUUCAGCUUUAUCUUACGAGAAUGGAUUUGUAAAAAUGAAACCCUAAACAUGCAUCAGCAUGAUGCCGCUGCGCUCUCACAUCUUGAAUGGAACUUAUACCAGACAGUAAUUGGACCCUGUAUGCUUAGAGUUUAGAAAUAAUAUGGUCAAAAAUAGAAGUAUAUGUUGCAUUAAAUAUAUCACGAAACAAAUUCUAUAGGGAAACUGACCAGAUGCUUAUAAGUGAUUAUAAAGAUGAACAAAGAAAUUGACUGGAGUGGGAUUUGAAUCUGCGACCUCCGGAAUACCGUACCGGUGCUUUGCCAGCUGAGCUAUCCAGCCCUGUGUUGGUGACUCUUCCCAUUUUUCAGUAUCUUUGUUCGUUCGGGGGGGGGGGCCGCUGGCCAGAAGCCAUUAAACCUGAAACACCAUGUAGCCAGGGAUCACGCCCUGAUAACACGAUACAACCUGGGGAGUGGUGAACAGCAUCACUCGGAAAGGAUACUGCUUUUUGAACAUAAAACAUGAAACAAAUUAUAUAUAGAAACUGGCAUUAAAUGUAGUUUAGUCUUUGUACACGUACUUACAAGUUUUCGAUGAAAAUUUCAAACACGUGCUGCAAGCCACGAAAAGAUUAAUCCAUGUAAAGAUAUGUAAUAUUUCUGCACUUAAAGCACAAUUAGAAGGAAAUAUAUACAUGUAUUUGAAUGUUGUCAGGACAACCCUGGUGGUAGUCUCUACCUAUAACGUUUUUAACUUAGGCUGCAUCCGAAUCUGUUGUCUAGUAGAGCUAGGUCUAGGUCUUCCCUCCGUUGGAAAU
Molecule: messenger RNA, 3261 nt
Organism: Acanthaster planci (crown-of-thorns starfish)
Lineage: Eukaryota; Metazoa; Echinodermata; Asteroidea; Valvatida; Acanthasteridae
Product: solute carrier organic anion transporter family member 1A4-like
Biological process (GO): sodium-independent organic anion transport; transmembrane transport
Cellular component (GO): basolateral plasma membrane
Molecular function (GO): protein binding
Source: RefSeq, a predicted model, not a curated record